Messenger RNA from Entamoeba invadens IP1, 612 nucleotides. Its product is annotated as rab7, putative. The transcript has a single exon. Gene Ontology annotation, biological process: phagosome-lysosome fusion. Gene Ontology annotation, cellular component: lysosome; late endosome; phagocytic vesicle. Lineage: Eukaryota; Evosea; Mastigamoebida; Endamoebidae. The record is from RefSeq and is a predicted model, not a curated record. Bases 1 to 612 code for a protein of 203 amino acids. Gene Ontology annotation, molecular function: GTP binding; GTPase activity.
AUGACCGAAGGUCCUGUUAAGUGCGUCAAAACAAAUUACAAAGUGAUUUUGAGUGGAGAUUCCAAUGUAGGGAAGACAAGCAUCACGCUUAGGUAUGUGAAUAAAACAUACUCAUCGGAGUAUAAGACGACAAUUGGAUCGGACAUAUUUCACAAAGAGAUUCAAGCGGAUGGGGAGGUCUUAGAUAUGGCUUUAUGGGACACAGCGGGGAGUGAAAAGUAUCAGUCAGUGUUUAAAAACUAUUACCGUGGGUCUGAUGUUGUGUUUCUCGUGUUUGACUUGACGAAUCAGUCGAGUCUUCAAAGUCUACCGAAAUGGUAUAAUGAAUAUAAAAGUGUUGAUUCGGUCGAUGACAAAGAUGUUUUAGUCGUAGUUGUUGGGAACAAAUGUGACUUACAAGACCAACGACAAGUCCAAGAAGAGGGGAGAGAAUGGGCGGAGCAAAAUGGCUUCACAUAUGCUGAGACGAGUGCGUCGAAUGAUAUAGGGAUAUCGGAUUUGUUCUCGAGUGUUCUUCGACUGAAGAAACAAAUGAGCUUUGAGUAUCCGAUACCUCCCCCACUUCCCGUCGUUGAAAUCACCACACUUCCAAAUGCCAAAAAGUGUUGUUAA